UCGUUUGUAUCAGACAUUAGCGCAUCUAAACAAAGUUUGCAUUAUGACGGACCAAACAUCUCCAAAAUGGGUCAAUAAAGAGCUGUUCCAUGGCUUGUUGCAGCAGAACAAUAACAAUUUCAAGGCAAUACUAGAAUUUGUUCCCACAUCUGCGAUUAAUAAGGGGGAGAAUUAUUUGACGAUCGUGCUACGUAUACAAAUUGAAAUUCAGCUAAAAGAUUCAGAUGAUAGCACGGAAGAAGUCAGCUACAUCCUCAAGAUUCCUUUGGUUCCGGAAGAUCAGGAAAACGAUUUCCACGAUAUGUUCAAAUCCGAGCUGGACAUGUAUGAUCGUUUGAUUCCCGAACUGGAAGACAUUUAUGGCAAAAACACAUCAAUCUCACCGAAAUUUAAGCCUCAGCACAUGAAGUUUCCAGAAGAGCCGGUUAAAAGCGACUACAUUUUGUUGGAGGAUCUGCGAAAAAGGGGAUACAGAAAUGCUGAUCGAACACAGGGAUUGGAGCUGUUCGAAAUGGAGGCAGUGCUCAAGAAGUUGGCCCAGUGGCAUGCAGUCUCUGCAAAAAGAGUCACUGAAUUGGGGGAAUAUGAGCAAGGCAUUCGGGAAAGUUACUUCACAACCGAACACCAAAAGUUGCUGGAUGAAUUUAACAUCAAUUUCUGUGUGCCCUUCCUGGAGUGCAUGCAGACAUAUAAUCUGGAUCCAGGACAGAUGGUCUUAAUAAGCAACUACACAUCGAAUUUAACAGAUCUGAAUAUAGAGUUUGGCAAAAACGAUCCUUUGGCGUUGAACGUGCUUAACCAUGGUGAUUUUUGGUGCAACAACUUUAUGUUUAAAUACAAAGAUGAUACUGAGAUAGAAGAUGUUUGCUUUGUCGAUUUCCAGCUGCCCAAAUAUGGAACACCGGCACAGGAUCUGAUGUGUCUGCUAAUGACAUCCCCUAAGUUUUCUAUCAAGCUGGAAAAGUUUGAUUAUUUCAUAGAGUAUUAUCACCAGCAGCUCGUGGAACACCUCGAACUGCUCAGCUACAAUAGGAAUGCACCCACACUGGCUCAGUUCCACACCCAUCUGCACAAAUACAGUCUCUGGGCUUUUAUUUGCGCUCAACGUAUGCUGCCUGUAGUGCUGCUUCCGCCAGAUGUUGACUCAAAUAUUGGGAAUGUAAUGGGAAACUCGGAGGAGGCGAUGGCAUUCAAGCGCAAGAUGUUUCUCCUGCCGGCUUACGUGCAUCAGAUAAAAGUCAUAUUGCCGUGGCUCAUUAAUCGCGGUUACAUAAGGUGAAAUAUAUAAAACAGGUUCCAGCAAAGCUCAGAGUAUUAAUUUAAAUAAUCAAUUAAAGUAUUUUAAUCACUAUAUAUUUUUGUAAAAAAAAUGUAAUGCAAUUAAUGUGUAUUAGUUUAAUAAAGGAAAAUAGAUGCGAAAAGU
This is a messenger RNA of Drosophila ficusphila, 1423 nucleotides long. RefSeq lists its product as uncharacterized. The record is from RefSeq and is a predicted model, not a curated record. NCBI's taxonomy places the organism in Eukaryota, Metazoa, Arthropoda, Insecta, Diptera, Drosophilidae. Bases 44 to 1279 code for a protein of 411 amino acids. The transcript is spliced from 5 exons.